AUGUCGACGACAAUCACCGCCUCAUCGACAAAGAUACGUUCUGACAUUGUCACCAAACUGAAAGAAGAGUUCCCUAUGACCGAUGCUGGAACAAUCAACUCCUUCCUCGGAAUCUCGGCCAAGUUCAACGACAAAGGCCUAUUUCUCAGUCAAGGGAGAUACGCGGAGGAGAUAAUUGAAAGAGCAAACAUGAAGGAAUGCAAUCCCUGCGCAACACCCGUUGACUUGAAGCAGAAGUUAUCAGACAAAGAAGGCAGUCCAGUGAAAGACCCUACUCAAUAUCGUAGCCUCGCAGGAGCCCUACAAUAUUUAACCUUCACUAGACAGAUAUGUCUGUUUAUGCACGACCCACGGGAACCUCAUCUCGCAGCCUUGAGACGGAUCGUACAGUACCUCCAAGGGAUAAAGCAACACGGCCUUCAACUCCUCAAGCAUCAGAAGAUGAACAUGACUGCAUACUCUGAUGCCGAUUGGGGAGGCUGUCCCGACACACGUCGCUCAACAUUCGGCUUCUGCAUUUACUUGGGAGACAAUCUUGUUUCACGGUCCGCUAAGCGCCAACCAACUGUCUCAAGAUCAAGUGCUGAAGCAGAGUACAAAGGUGUGGCUAAUGCAGUUGCAGAAACGUAUUGGAUACGCAAUCUCCUACUCGAAAUGGACUGUCCUCUACAGAAGGCUACGUUAGUGUACUGUGAUAACAUCAGUGCAGUCUAUCUAUCUUCAAAUCCAGUCCAACAUCAACGCACCAAACACAUAGAGAUUGACAUACACUUUGUUCGCGAGAAGGUUAAAAUGGGUCAGAUACGUGUACAUCGUUACAGUAUGCUGACAUAUUUACAAAAGGACUACCAUCAACUCUCUUCAACUCCUUUCGGUCCAGUUUAG
This is a messenger RNA of Brassica oleracea var. oleracea, 885 nucleotides long. RefSeq lists its product as uncharacterized. The record is from RefSeq and is a predicted model, not a curated record. Bases 1 to 885 code for a protein of 294 amino acids. Lineage: Eukaryota; Viridiplantae; Streptophyta; Magnoliopsida; Brassicales; Brassicaceae. The transcript has a single exon.